Molecule: messenger RNA, 1571 nt
Organism: Aegilops tauschii subsp. strangulata
Lineage: Eukaryota; Viridiplantae; Streptophyta; Magnoliopsida; Poales; Poaceae
Product: protein MIZU-KUSSEI 1
Biological process (GO): hydrotropism
Source: RefSeq, a predicted model, not a curated record
GCGUCUGUUGUCUUUUGUGUUGUUUUUGAAACGAGGAGCGACGACGUCCUGUUGGAGCGACGACCGCCGGCGAGGCGGAGGCGGCGAACUGCGAUCUAAAGGGGGGCGAGGCGCGACCUGUUGCGAGGUCUGCAACCGACGGGGACGAGCGGUGGUGCAGGAACUACUAGCAGAGAAGGGGGGAAUUUUGAGGAUCUCGCGAUGGUGGAAGACAAAGUCAACGAGGGACAAUCAGGCGGUUGACGACACGCUAAUCGUGCGGCUGCGGUGCGACCGGCCCACUUUCAAGAUUGCACUGGAGUGCCCCGAUUAACUGUCUUCUGUUAUUCGGGCUCAAGUGAGAAAGUCUAAGCAAAACAACAUUUACAGGCGCCAGCUAUUUUCACGCAGGGCCAAUAGACCCGUUGGCGCCAAGCCUAUUCAAGGCGUCCCUCCCCAACCGCACGUCUCUUUUCCCCCCACAUGCCCACCCACCAUCGCCGCCGCCGCGCCACCAUCCUCGCACCCCGCCAGACCGUCGCGCUGCCGCUGGCAGCGCCGACCACCACAUGACACAGCCUCCGCGACGACCCACCGCGACCGCCGAGCCAGUCUUCCUCGGCGCCACAUCCAUCCCAAGUCCAUGGCCCGAGCCGGCCACCGACAUCCCCGUCUUCCGGCACCCGCCUCCCCCGCCGCCGCCGCAGAAGCACCCGCACGGGAAGCACCGGUCCCGCCCCGCCCGCCUCAUGCGUUCGGUGCGCGCCCCGUUCCGUUCGUUCCCAAUUCUCCCGGCACCGUCCUGCCGUGGGAUGCCGUCGCUGCCCCACCUCCCGAGCCUCAACGGUGCCAGCCUCGUCAGGAACCAGUUCCAUGGCUCCACGCGCACCACGGGGACGCUGUACGGCCGCCGGCGGUCGCGCAUCACCAUUGCCUUCCACGACAGCCCGGACAGCCCGCCGGGAUUGCUGCUGGAGAUGUGCGUGCCGACGGCCAAGUUUAUCCAGGACGUCAGCGCGGCCGGCAUGGUGCGCGUCACGCUCGAGUGCGACAAGCUGCAGCAGUACCAGCAUCAGCACGCGGGCGAAGCGUCGCCGGCGCAACGGCGGCUGCUGGACGAGCCGACCUGGUCGGCGGAGGUGAACGGCGAGAGCGUGGGGUACGCGUCUCGGCGGGAGGCAACGGAGGAGGACGAGCGGGUGAUGCGGUUGCUGUACGCCACGUCCAUGGGCGCCGGCGUGCUGCCGGACGACGUGGCCGCGCAUGCCAACGGCGAGCUCACGUACAUGCGCGGGCACUUCGACCGCGUCGUGGGAUCCAAGGACUCUGAGACGUACUACAUGUACAAUCCCGAGGGCACCGCCACCGGGCCGGAGCUCACCAUCUUCUUCGUUAGGAAUUGAUUAGUUAAUCUUAUUCUCCUCCACCCUUAUUUUUCUCUUCGAUUUGUUUUAUCAUCUCCCCCCAGCCUUCUCUGUUUAUGUUACGUAUGUGUGCAUAGAUUGUAGUGACUUAUUAUUAUUUUAGCCUAGAAUGUUUAAAAUAAGAACAAAAUGUAGCAAAAUGUGAAAUUUAACUGCAAAUUGAUAGAA